GUAUACACGUGUUCUUCUGUGUUCGUCCGAAUACGCAGGUACAAACAGUCGCGAGUGGCCUCGUUUUUUUUACGCGUCUAAGUUGUCAUCCAGGUGAUGAAAUCAUUAAUGUUGUGAAUAACAAGUAAACCAGUUUCAAUAAGUUACGUCAAGAUUCAAAAUUUAGAAAAUUGACCCUUGUCCUUCAUAGUGAUUUACGAUUGUUUAGGUUCCCUGCUCUAAGAACCUUUCGCGUCCGGAGGUGCGAUAGCCUUUUCGAAAGUCGAAGUAUGCAUUCGCGCAUGAUAUAUUUCGAAACGCCGAAGGUCGUGAUUGCCUCUCGCUCCAUUAUUAAAUUCCGUAGUGUUUUUAGGUUUUUACCCCGCGUGAGAAGCAUUUGAGAGAGGGCUCUAUCAUGCCUAUAGUCGACCUAGAAAUGAUCAAGAGCUGAUUGAUGAAAGCUUGUCAUAAUCUUACCCAGAGAAAAACUUUACAACGAAGUUUGUGGAGUUUGUAUCGCGUGGAGGAAAUAAGAUGAGUUGAAAAAGACUGACGUUUUUCGAUGUUCUCUGCGUUCUUCGAUAAACUGGCACUACCGAUAAAACUUAGCAAACACUGAAGAAGCUCGUUUCACAUCGACAGAGCCUAUCUCCAUACAUCGUUCACUGUGCACAGUAGUAUCACAUGCCCUUAACCGAAGUCACCGAGAUCAGGUGAUAUGCCUGUGGUUUCAGCCUAAUGCUGUUUCGAAGAGUAUUAAUUAAAGCAAUAAAAUUCUAAGUAGCUAAAUGUGCAGUUCAGUCUUCCCAUAGUGAUAAAUUUCUUUCUUUGAUUGAGACAUAAGGCGAUAGAUUAUCGAAUUGGCAACAGAAUUUCUGUUCAAACGUUAAUAAAGAACUUUUCUGGUAUGAACACCGUGGGAAGAAAUGGGUCUUGGGCCGAAGCUACUGUCAAUGACAAUCGUCUAUAUCGUUCAGGCAGAGAAAAAGACAAAUUAUGCAAGAUUUGUAUUAAUCUUCUUAGGGCUACAUAAAUCGUGCCGCCAGGUUUAAAAAAUUAGUAAACAUUUUUAGCCUUGUUCCUGGCACCGAAUGUUUAGGAAAUCGACGCGUUCGGCUUGGCGAAGAAAACGCUUUACACUAACCGGAAGAUAAAAGGGAAAUCAGUUUGAAGAGCGACCUGUACAAAGACGUAGUCGAAGCUGAAGGGUGAGAGAAGAGCGAAUGUAUUUUUAGCAACAGCUUUGAGUUGCAAAAACCGGUUCUGACUCGCCAGCACAUAACGCAGUACUCGUAACGAGUUGUAGCGAUAGUAAGAUGAGGAGGGUUGUUUAGGAAAGGCGAAGUAGGUGAGACUCGAAUCCGAGAUAUGUAAUGUUGAAUGCUACUCACUCCAAGGGAGCAUGCCAGAUUACCUUCGAAGAAAGUGACAAGAAAAUCGAAAAGCUGCGAUUCUGCACUGAACCUUAAUUCAUGUUUCUCACCGAUGUCACCAUUUGGUUGUGAAAUGCUUUGUUAUUGCAGCACAAAGUUGAGCAGAUUGCUAAGCAAUCAUUUUAUUCUAAGUACGAUAUAACUUUAUUAAUAAAGUUUGUAAGAGCACCGAGAAAUUCUGUGAAGUAUUGUUUAAAUUCCAGGAGCAUCCGUAGAAGACGCUGACUGAAUGAAUUAAUACACCGAGCACAUAUACUCUUAUGUUUUCUCUGCGAUAACGGUAAAAUCUGUGAAUAAUUAAAGUGAAAAAGUUAAUGUACCUGUGAGCACAUAAUCGAUAAUAAAAACAUUUAUACAAAUAUUAGAACAUAACUGAGGAGCAUGUGCAUAAUCAAAACAAAUUAGAUGUAUAUGUCUGCUUAGUUUAUGCCGAUCGAAAGAUUUGUAACGUUAAAAGUUUUACUUUUGAACCGAAAUACUGACGGUCACGAGAAAAGAUGCAAAACUCAUUGAGUCAAUGAAGCACGUAAUUCGCUUCCUUUCCAAUAGUUACGUAUCGAAAACAUCGAAGGAAAUAAGCAAACAUUAAAUCAAAGCAAAGAUCUUUAGUGAUCCGAAUAUUCAAGGAUAGAAAAUUCGGCUUUACAUCAGGUGCAAACACGUGUAACGUAAUGAAGAAUGGCAGAUCGUCAAACUAUACGUAGCGUCGUCUCGACCUCGACCGAUCCACGUCUGGGCCAAAAACGAGCCCUAGCUGCUCGUGCAUCUAGCAUGGCUUUGGCUGUGGCCUUAGUGGCUGUAGUACUCCAAUCAGCAGUCACUGCUUUACCUACUUGGGGAUAUUUUUCAAACACUGAUGUUGGCAGUGGAUCAGAGAAGGGCUACUUCGGACCAUGGAGACAAUGCAAAUACUUACUUUACGGCAGAGAAAAGUGCGGCGAGGGUAUAUCUAGAUUUCAACCAGCAUUGGCUGUCUGGGUGGCUGGUCUGGCCGCAGUUGGAGCCUCGAUUCUGUUAUCAAUCAUAACUGGUUUAGCACUGCUUCAAUUGGCUAUGGCUUCAUCAGCAAAACGAAUGCUUGUGACGUAUAGCACAGUCAUUAUAGGAAAAGUAGCACUUUCAACUUUAGCAACAUGUCUGGCCGUUGUUGCAGCCAGCUUAUUCGCACUACAAACUGACGAUAUGGCUAAUAAUUUCUUGGUUGAUAGAGGAGAAGGAUUUUAUUUGCAGUUGGCUGCUAUCGUCUUGAAUUUUAGUAUUCUGGUUUCUUCCAUUUAUGAGGGUAUUUACGCUCGAAGAGGUGGUGAUCCCACUAGAUUGCGGGCCAUUCAGUCAGAUCCACGUGGUAGCACCAUAAACAACCCUGGAUACCGUGAGCACCAUCAUCCAAUAAAUGGUGUUUCUGUAUCUAUGACUGACGCAAGUGGAAAGCCUUACUCAGGUGUUGCUGGAAACGGUUCACUGGCCUCCGUGGCUACUUCUGGUAGUGCUGCCAGUACAGUUUCACCUCUGAGGAGUUCGUUGAAAAAACCAAAGCCUUUAGGAAUACACAAUCCAGGAUUUACGGCGCACAGUCCAACUUUGUCGAGAAAUGGUUCCCAGAAAAAAGUGCGAAUUCAAACGCACUCUACCGAAGUUUAAUAUAUAUAUAUAUAUAUAUAUAUA
Molecule: messenger RNA, 3077 nt
Organism: Belonocnema kinseyi
Lineage: Eukaryota; Metazoa; Arthropoda; Insecta; Hymenoptera; Cynipidae
Exons: 6
Coding region: 2091-3053 (320 amino acids)
Source: RefSeq, a predicted model, not a curated record